Molecule: messenger RNA, 4082 nt
Organism: Scatophagus argus
Lineage: Eukaryota; Metazoa; Chordata; Actinopteri; Scatophagidae
Gene: pho
Product: phoenix
Exons: 5
Coding region: 255-3380 (1041 amino acids)
Source: RefSeq, a predicted model, not a curated record
CGUUGCUCACGUCGAUGACGUUGAAACACUUCCUGGUUGACCCAGAACUACAUGUACGGUGUCUCUUUCUUCGUUUGUUUUGGUGCCGCUGCACGUUGUUACACGACAUUACUGAGAUGUGCUCUUAAAAAACAUCAUCGUUUAUCCACAGCGGACGUUUAAAUGCAUCAGAGAAACUUUUUGUUGGUGGUAUCGAACGGAUUUCAUCUCUAACUCUUUUCUUUUAAUCGAUAGCAGGAGUACAGGAUUCUCUAAUGUCUCAGUCUGCUAGCCUUGCUGAAGUUUUAUCAGCGGAGUCAUGCCACAUUGUCCUAGAAACGUCGCCUCCAGACUCUGUGAAGAAAAUAUCGCGGUAUCUUGAGUCUCAGAGCAAAAAGGAUGAGGCAUCUAAUGAACCUGCAGAAGCAGAAAGCAGUGACUCAGGAGACAGCCUGUUCAUAACUCAGAAGCCAGUACCUGAGGCUGUGAGAUCAGGAAAAAGACAUCGAUACAAAGUGAGGUCACACCCCACAUCUUCCAGAGAUCUGGAAGAAAGUGAAGGCGACACUUCGGCGUCCUCUUCCAAUGGAGAAACUGAAAAAGAGAGAAGAAGAAAGAAGUACAGACUGCCAACAUACAGUUUUCCUUUCAUCUCAGGGGGAAAGUGGAAACCCAGAAGCUCUCUGUUACCAGUCCCGCAAAACAGAAGCCUCCAUAAUUUUGCAAUUGGAGGCUUCUUUAAAUGUGUCAGAGAGCUGUGGCGGGGCUAUCAAACAAGAGAUGAGGUGGUGUCGUCUUUACCUACGGUUGACAUCGAUGGAGAUGACAUAUCUCCACUGUCAGAAGAAGAAGAAGAAAGGCCAGAGGAUGAGGACUUCAAAGUGGUGGAAAGGAAAUGUUUUAUGGUUCCAUCUAAAACAAAAAGGAGACGGUCCUGGUGCAACCAGUUAAAACAAGGGAAGAAACAGGGAAAAGCUGGCAAUGCCAGACAAGUAACCUCAGGGGAAGGACAAUGUAAGACGUUCCAUAAAAUAGCAGCUACUGCAUCCAAAUCAAGGGCCACAUCGUUGUCCUUGGAUACAGAGAGCCCUCAUGGUGGAGAGUCUUCUUGUAGUGUUCAGGCCGAGAGGGAGAGCCAUGAUGAAGCUGCAACAAGUGACGGAAACCUUCUGGUCCAAAAGGAGAGACCAAAGACAGAGAGACGCCUUCCACAAGGAAACAAGACUCUUUUUCAGCAAAAAGCGAGAGCGGAAGAGCUGGGCAGUGACAGCGAUGCUACAGUUUGUGAGUCACUUAAUGUACAGAGAAGUCCACAGCAGGGCAGAGAAGCAUCCACAACUACAACAGAGCCGGACACAGCUGUUGUGCACACAGACGAUAUGCCCCCUACAGGACAGACAGCGGUCGAUCCUGAAAGCCAGAUUCUCUUCCACAGUCUCCCGGACCUUAUAAGUGACACUAAUACUGACAGUGCAUGCAGUGAAACCAGGGUAAGCAAGAGGAAAAAGAAGAAAAAAGAUAGAGAUCACAAAAGCAUAGAAGAAGGAAACGAUCAGAAGAUCCAGCCAGAGGGUCUGCAUGCUGUGAAAUCUGUGGAGGUAGAGGAGACUCCUGGCUUGUCUGAGCAUAACAGGACAGAGCCUCCAGCCUCACAGGCUAGAGAUGAGAAUGAAUGUAAUGAAAGAAAUUGUUUGGAGAACUCAUCACAUGAUGGUGCCAUCGUGACACAGGAGGAGAAAGACGUUCCCCAUUCAAAACAAAAGAAAAAGGAGGGAAAAAAGUCUGCGGCAGACAGUGUCAGACAGGAAGUAGGUGGACACUUCGAGUCAGACGUGAGAAUGGAGGAUUCAGUGAGCUGUAACAUCGAGAAUGGUGGGAAGAAGAAGAAGAAGAGGAGGAAAAGAAGUGAUGAGGAUGUUGAGCAGUUACAACUCUGUGCAGCUGCCAAACAUCUAAAUGAUGAUGACAUCCACAUGAAAAAGAACAAAAGGAAAAAAGAGACGAUUGUAGUUGUGGAGGAAGGUGAAGAAAGCGAAGUGUCACCAGGACACUUACACGAAUCUGCAGUUACUGAAGAGGCAUUAGAAUCCAGUUAUGGUAAAAGAAGCAAGCACAAGAAGGCCCGACACUCAUCUGUUAAUGGGGAAGAGGCUGCAGAUGUGAGCUCUUCUGCUCAUGCUGUAGCCUUGGAAGAAAGCACAGGGUUGUUACUGGAAAAGAAGAAGAAGAAGAAGAAGAAGAAGAAAACUACCUCUGAGACUCCUGAAGAAAAUGAAAAGUUUAAAGAUGAAGAUAAUAUCCAGAAAACAAAGCAGGGCCUUGAAGAGCAAAGUGAUGAAUUGUUGACUAAGAAGAAGAAGAGUGAAAUAUGUAGCAGGACUAUGUCCAAAGACAGUGUGGGACAAAGCGAUGAUUCGGUGUCUGUGCGGAAAAAGGAAAAGAAGAGGACCUCAUCCUUCCUUGUUGCUGAUGCAGAGGAAAAAGAUGCUCAGACACAGGAGGAACAGAGCUCUCUCUCACAGCCUGUGGAUGUUCAUGUCUGGGGUGCUGAAAAGCCUUGCGUCAGCGCUGCUGAUUUUGAAGCACAAUCGGCAGAAAUCACAGGAAAUUUGGAGGAAUCUAACGAUGGGGUCAGGAGAAAGAAAAAGAAGAGGGAAAUGUCAGUAGAGCAGGACAGUGUGGAAAAAGGUCGCAAGCGUGAGUUUGAGGAACCACACAAAGCAUGGCCGAGUGUUUUGCCUGAAACUACUGCUGCGGGGGUGAAAAGGCAAAAGAAACAUAUGGGAAAUGAAAGUCAGCUGGUGAACCCCACGGAAAGACUGGAAAGUGCAGCUAAUUCAGGAUAUUGUCCGACUGGUGAGGAUGUGGUGUUGAAGCAGACGAAGAAGAAGAAGAAGAAGAAGGAGAAGUGUAACGAAGAGCCAUGCCGUGUGCAACCACCAUCUGCCACUGAUCAUAUUCAGUUCCAAAAAUCUGCACUGAAUACUUGCAGCGUGGAUUCACACAAGAAAAAAGGCAAACAUCUGACUUCUCCUUUGAUUGCAAGCAGCAAAUAUGAAUGCAGUGCUGACAUGUCCAAUGACAGCAGCACUGCUGACCAUGCAAUCAAGGAAUCUCUUGUUGAACAAGCUUCACCGUAUCCAGAGAUGCCUGGAAAUCAGACAUUAAAUGACAAAAGAGUCAAGAAAAAGAAGAAAGAAAUGAAAUCCCCUGGCAAUAUUCUGCUUGAGGGGGAGUCAAUGACCAAGUCUGCUGAUUUAGAGCCCCAAGAAAAUAAAAAGAUGGAAAAGAAGGAAUCAAAAUCACAGAUCUCGUCUCAAGACUGCAUCAUGAAAAACAAGCACAUAGCGGUUAAGCGGAGACUUCAUAAUCCAAAUGAGGACUUCCUUACAGACUGUUAGUAUGAACUCACCAAUUAUAUGACAAAGCCUGGUCAGUAGAGGAGCGUGAACACACAAAUGGACAGUGUUGAAGUCCCAAGUUAAAAUGUGGCACUUGUGAGGUUUUUAAAUCAUUUUUUUAUGUAUUUUGCUUUGUAUCAAAGCAUUUUUUUACUCACAUAAUUCUAUGCUUGUUUGUUUUUUCAAAAUAAAAACACCUGAAUUUGAAAUAUUUGAGGUAAGAAAGUGUCACAAGUUAAAAUUAAAAGAAAAUUAAAACCACAUCAAAUAAUUUUAAUCAAUUUGUGUGUGAACACUUGAUUUUUGACAUUUUUAAUUUAAACACACCUAGCCUGCAACCUAAUGGGCAUUUGGGAGAAAAGUCAGGGUCAUUCUGUGGUGAAAGCCAAUGCACUGCAGCUGCUUUAGGUUAAACAUUUUCUAGAAAGUAAGGACGUGUUCUGGAACUUAAUUUGUGAUUUUGUGUCUUCUGGUGUGUUUUAUUUUGUUUGUUUGUAAGGCAUAUUGCCCUUUCUACAGAGAAAUAUGCUGAAUAUUAUAUAAAACCACUGACUCGACUCGUCCUAUUUAUCAAUUGUCAUCAGACUCUUACUUCCACAACUCCCACAAUGCACCACAGAGCGACACAGGAAAUGUCGCCAUCAAACUGCUAAACUCUGCACUGUGACGGACACACUUACUUUUAUAUAUAAAAUGUAUAUA